AUGACGCCCCCCGCGCGCGGACGGGGGACUAGCCAGCGCAGCCCGACCGUAUUGGUCACAGACUCGCGCGACCAGCAACCUCCCUCGACACCCCGCCGACGUCGAUCGCCUGCGACCCGGUUCAUCACCGUCGAUAACGUCCUGCAGUAUGCCUCGGACAUCCCUUCAAUGCAGCAGCGCCAUCCGCCGCCCACCUCCCGCUCGCGCCGGCUUGCUUCUGCUGCUGGCGGGCUCAUAGGGAGCUCGGGCGGCACCAGUAGCGGCACCGCAGCCAAUGCGGCGGGCACGAUUGGACGAUUGGCGGCGCAGCCACGGCUUCCACCUCGAACAACAAAAGUCAGCGAGAAGCUAGUUCUUUUGCCCGACACUGGAGGGGUUGGCGAGCCGGAUACCGGGGAAGAGGACGAGGACGAGGAUAAUGAUGUGGACGGCCGUCUGGGUGGCGAACUCGUGGACGAAGAGCUUGUUGCGCGGCUGGCUAAGGAGAAGGAUCUGGACCCGGAUAUGGUGCGACAGCAGUUGCUGAUCCAGAAGCGGCUGGGCGGCGAUUUCGGGGUCGAUAAUGACCUUGCCCCGUUGCUGGCUGAGGAGGAAUUGCUGCGUAGGCGCCGCGUCGGGCCUGAGCGGGCUAAGAGCUAUGCUGAGCGCCUGCCCAAGGCCCGUCGCACUGAAAAGCUGGCGCGCGUCACUGCUUAUUGUACGGCCCAGGCGUACAAGAUGGGCUCUGUUGCGGCAUUUGUGAAGGAACGGCAUGGUGCUCGGACGAAAUUGUAUGAUGACUGCCUCUACACGGCUUAUCACCUGCCUUUACUACCCGGCCACGAAGGGUAUCGCUUGCGCAGCAGUCCAGUUUUGAAAUACCCCGGUGGGAAAUCGCUGCUGGAUGAGGAGAUUGAGCGGAACGAGCUCCGUGAUCACCACGACGACUACAUGGGCGAGGCGGAGGAGCACUCCGUCGGUGGUCACAACCGUCCGGAAGACGAUCAUCACCACGAGGCGUCACCUCGAGACUCUGGCGAUCACAGCCCGCGGGAGCAUGGUCAUGAGGAGUUUCUGAAUCGCAUCUCUGAGGAACACCCAGAAGAGCACGAGCAUGCCGCAAGCUCGAACGAGAGCGAUGGGAUGCAUGUCCCGCAAUCAGAUACCCGCGAAGAGAAAGAAACCCCCGACCCUCCCCCUCGUCGUCGCCGACACAGUACAGAUGACAGCCAUGCACUGCUGCGCGACCGCCCUUCUCUGCCGUCGCCGCAACCCUCGUCCGCGCAACUCCCAGCCCGGACCCUGUACAACGUCGCUGAGAUGUUUGUGUUCAGCUACGGAGUGGUGGUCUUCUGGAACUUUACAGAAAGGCAGGAAAAGGAUCUUUUGGCGGAUUUGGCGUUUGCCACGUCGUCCGCGACUGGCACGCCAAUCCCGCUGGCCACGAUGCCUCUUCACGAGGAAGAUUUCGAGACCGAGGAGUUCCACUUUGAGUACUCGACUGAGAUCUCGCGUCCGCGCGUCUACAACGACAUGAUCACCCUGCGCAGCGGCGACCACAUGAUCAAGCUCGCGAUCAGCCACGGCAUCUCGCAGAGCACCAAGCUCUGUUUCUUUGAAGAGGUCAUGGCCCGCCAGAUGGCAGACGCCAAAGACGUUCCGCGGCGGCUCGCCAUGACAGGGCAGCUCGGCAUGAAGCGGGAAGAGGUCUUCCGGAUCUUAGGGCGGCUGUUCAAGAGUCGUGUCGAGGUGAAUCUCUCUUCCAAUAUGCUCGAUGUCCCGAAUUUCUUUUGGGAAAGCGAGCCGACUCUCUACCCGCUGUACAUUGCUGUGCGCGAGUACCUGGAGAUCAAGCCGCGCAUCCAGGUCUUGAAUGAGCGGUGCCGCGUGUUUUUGGAUCUGGCGGAGAUUCUGUCCGACUCGAUUGCGGACAACCGGACAUCUCAUCAAACCUGGAUCAUCAUCGUCCUCAUCCUCAUCUCCAUCAUCGUCACCAUCUCCGAAGUCUUCCUCCGCUUCGGCCUGCUGCACACCCGUGAAGGCGCCACCGCUACACCAUCGCGUCUUCUCGCCCGUGCUUUCGGUCGCGGCGUCGCCCCGUCCCCGUCUUCUGGUUGGUAUCCGUACUCACCGGCCAAUGCUCCGCCGGGGUGUCUGUGUCCGUCUUUGGGUCCGGCUGCGGGCGGGUCUGGUAUGGGAGUCAGUGGAAUGGGGAUAUGA
This is a messenger RNA of Penicillium alfredii, 2199 nucleotides long. RefSeq names its product RMD1 family protein. The coding region runs from base 1 to 2199 and encodes 732 amino acids. NCBI's taxonomy places the organism in Eukaryota, Fungi, Ascomycota, Eurotiomycetes, Eurotiales, Aspergillaceae. The transcript has 4 exons. The record is from RefSeq and is a predicted model, not a curated record.